Messenger RNA from Schistocerca piceifrons (Central American locust), 1005 nucleotides. RefSeq names its product RNA-binding protein 25-like. The record is from RefSeq and is a predicted model, not a curated record. NCBI's taxonomy places the organism in Eukaryota, Metazoa, Arthropoda, Insecta, Orthoptera, Acrididae. The coding region runs from base 1 to 1005 and encodes 334 amino acids. The transcript has a single exon.
AUGGAUAAUGAGCAACAGUCAGUAAGUAGUGAUACCGAGUUGGAAAGUGGGACACAAAGUAAUGUUAGUGACGUAGUUCAGGAAGUACAAUGUGAGAAUCUGGGGGCAGAAGGACAAGAAAUGUUGCCAUUGCCACCCAGUGAUUCAGUUGAUAGCGGAAAUACUGUGCCAUCCGCAAGCACUGGACACGGACCAGAGAGUGGUGAGGUGUCAGAAGUGCAAUCAUUAAGAGUUAUGUUCGAGCGCAUGCUCAAUUUCCAAGCUGAAUUUGUACGUGUGCAAGCAGAGCGUGAUAGAGAACGUGAUGCUAAACAAGCAGAACGCGAUAGAGAACGUGAUGCUAAACAAGCAGAACGCGAUAGAGAACGUGAUGCUGAACAAGCAGAGCGUGACCAGAGAUUGGUAGCUGAAUUUGCCAAACAAGCAGAGCGCGAUAGAGAACGUGAUGCUAAACAAGCAGAGCGUGACCGACGCCUGCAUGAGAGGGACUUGCAGUUGAUGCAAACUUUAGAAGUUAUGCAAAGUGAGAUUGUUAGUUUGAAACAAAAAUAUGAAACCAUACCCAAAACGGUGCAAGAAUUAAGCGAAAGAGUAGAUAGUGUUCAAGUGGCUAACGCCAAUAUAGUAGAGGAAAUCAGUGUCCUGACUAAUAGGGUCGAACAACUAGAAAUUGACACAACUCAAGUAAUUGAGAACAAAGUGAUCGAACAAGUGCACAAAGUAGAAAAUGAAGUCAUAAAAGAAAUUGAUCAGAAAGUGCACGCCGCAAUUGAGGCCAGAGAUGUGGGCUCAAGUGCGGAUGUGCAAGAUCUAAAAAGGAUAGUGCACAAAGACAUUCCGCUGUGGCAGCGGAGUGUGGACCGUCGUCUUGCCGAGAUGGAGCUUAGCUUGCGGCAUGACGAGGCACGGGCGUAUGUCACGCCAGCCAGGUCCAACAAUGAUAGGCGUAUAAAUACUGCAGUAAAAAAUUGCGACUGCGGGACAGAACAGGCAACCAAUGUAUGA